Messenger RNA from Panicum virgatum (switchgrass), 2640 nucleotides. Its product is annotated as disease resistance protein RGA5-like. Bases 12 to 2408 code for a protein of 798 amino acids. Gene Ontology annotation, molecular function: ADP binding. The record is from RefSeq and is a predicted model, not a curated record. Lineage: Eukaryota; Viridiplantae; Streptophyta; Magnoliopsida; Poales; Poaceae. The transcript has 5 exons. Gene Ontology annotation, biological process: defense response to other organism.
AGGCGCGUGUCAUGGAGCUGGCCAAUCGACGUGACAGGUACAAGGUUGAUGAUAUUGCUCCUACCAAGAAAACCCAUGUUGACCCUCGCCUAGAAGCACUGUACACCAAGAUCACUGAACUUGUCGGCAUUGGCGAGGCAAAGGAAGAAGUAAUCACAAGGUUGGCAAACGGAGACCAACAGGAAACGACAGUAGUCUCUAUUGCUGGAUUUGGAGGACUCGGCAAGACCACACUUGCCAGAGCAGUGCAUGAUGAAAUCAACAAAGAGUUUGAUUGCACGGCUUUUGUUUCAGUGUCCCGUAAUCCUAACAUGGAGAAACUUCUCAAGGACAUUCUGUAUGGCCUUGACAAGGAAAAGUUCGAGGACAUCCAUAGCAAAAUGUUGGAUGAGAGGAUUCUCAUAGAUAAAGCCAUCGAAUUCCUCAAGAACAAGAGGUACCUCAUUAUUAUUGAUGAUAUAUGGGAUGAAGAAUCAUGGGAUAAGGUAAUACGGCAUGCCCUAAUCGAGAAUAACAUGAGAAGUAGAAUAAUCACAACCACCCGCAUUAUUGAUGUUGCUGAGCAUGUCGGCGGUUGCUAUAGGCUCAAACCACUUUCUGAAGAGAGCUCUGAAAUGCUAUUCUAUGGAAGGAUAUUUGGCUCAAAAGAUAUAUUUCCUAGGCAAUUUUCAGAAGUAUCUAAAAAGAUUCUGAAGAAAUGUGGAGGUAUUCCAUUAGCCAUCAUUACCGCAUCUGGUUUGCUUGCUAAUAAAUCAGAGAACAUAAAAGAGUGGUUUAAAGUGUGUGACUCAAUUGGUUCUGGCCUUGGAGGCAAUCAUGUUAUGGACAAUAUGAGGAAGAUAUUGUUGCUUAGCUAUUAUGACCUACCGUUUCAUUUGAAGACAUGUUUACUAUAUCUAAGCAUAUUUCCAGAAGACUAUGCAAUUAAUAAGACUCAGCUGAUAUGGAGGUGGGUAGCUGAAGGUUUUGUCCAACAAGCAGGGGACCAAAGUUUGUUUGAGAUUGGAGAGAGCUACUUCAAUGAGCUCCUAAAUAGAAGCUUGAUCCAGCCUGCAUACAUGGAUAUGGAUGGUACACCUCGUGCUUGCCGACUGCAUGAUACGGUGCUUGAUCUAGUUAUUUCGUUGUCAAUAAAAGAACAUUUCAUCACAACUAUAUUGGGCGAUGGAAAGCAUUCUUUGGAAAGCAAGCAUCAGGUUCGUUGGUUAUCUCUUCUGAAUAAUAAUAACACUGCUUGGUCUGUCAUGAAGAUGCCAAAAUUGAGGUCCCUUACCAUCUUCAAACCUGCUGGUGUAGCAAUUGAUCCGAUCACGCCCACCCUUUCAUGCUACCAUCUUUUGCGUGUGUUGGAUCUACAAGGUUGCAAUGUCGAGGACCUUGCAAGCCUAGGGUUGGUGGGGAGCUUAACUCAUCUACGGUAUCUUGGUCUACCAAGUAGUAGUAAAAGAAGUGCUAAACUGCCAAUAGAGAUCGGGAAGCUACGGUUUCUGCAGACACUGGAUUUAUCUAAAGCUGGAGUAAAAGAAGUGCCGUCAAGUGUUAUUACAGGUCUAGGACGACAAUUGAUGUGCCUACGUGGUCUGAAUGAUUCGGGCACAGACCUACCAUUAGAUGGGUUGGAGAACCUAACCUCCCUUGAAGUGCUAGAGUUGGCAACAGUAACAUCCAAAUGCAUUGCUAAGAAGCUGGGCCAUCUGACCCAACUGAGGGUACUCCAUGUCAUAGUCAGAUUAUAUACACCGGACGAUGAUGAAUGGAGCGCGUGCACAAAUGCUCUGGUUGAAUCCCUGGGCAAACUGACCAGAAUUGAAUCUCUACAGAUUCAGCCUCUCAGAUUUCAUCCAAUCGAUCUUGAUGGCUCCAUGGCGGAGCCACUGGAAAACCUGAGCCGGCUUGUCUGCUUCGAUCUGACCACGCUUCUGCCGGCAUGGAUUCAAGCCGCAUCGCUUCCCAUUCUCUCCUACUUGGCGAUAGAUGUGUUGCACGAGCAAAGGGAUGACAUCAAGGUCCUUGGCACGCUGCCGUGCCUUCGUCAUCUCGUGUUCAGAGUGAGUCUUGCCCCUGAGAUGGAAAGGUGUGUGGUUGGGCCUGAUGCUUUCCCUUGUUUGGUAAGCUGUGAGUUUCUUGUAAGGGGAGGAGGUGUGGUUCCAGGUUUGUUCCCACGGGGCGCUAUGCCAAGGCUCCAAAACUUUACGUUCCGUGUCGAACCAGAGCAUUUCCGGAGUGGUGGUGGAUCUACCGUUGACGACCUGGUUCUAGGCCACCUCCCGUCACUUCGGAGUGUCACAGGUAUUCUUAGCUUUACUCACGAUCUUGAAGACGAUACGAUCAAGAGUGUGAGAGAGAAGCUUGAGCUCGAGGCGGCUGCCCACCCUAACCAUCCUCUUCGCAUUCUUUUCAACAGAUAGCUUGCUAGUAUGGCUAAUGAAGGUGGGGCCUGAUGCUUUCCCAUGUGGUCGGACGACGAGGCUUGUUCCCAGGUACUAGGAUGAUCUUCGCCGCGCCCGUAUAGGGGUAUGAUGAUGUGAUGCUAAAUGAUGUAUCCAGCAAACAAAUGGUUGGCAGCGUGUACUGAUUCGGUUAACUGUGAGAAAACAUAAUAUCCAAUAACGAAUGCCAACCAAAAUUCUGAAAGCAUAA